AUGGCGUUGGAGGACGCGCCACUACACUUUCAAGAUUCCAAGUCGACUCCGAUGCGGUGGCACGUCUUCAACCGCCGGGCACGGACAAACCGGGUUAAGACAAUCGGCUUGUCAGUGCUUGUAUUGUUCUGCUUCUUUCUUGUGCUCAAAUCUUCUUCAACGCGAGUCGAGCCGGACUUUUGGGCCAAGUUUCCCUCUCGCCAUCCUUUCCUUCAGCACCCGGAGGACGCUCAGGUCUUCCUACCCCCACGAACCGAUAUCAAUGCCAAUGAUACCCUCCCCCACAAUCUGGACAAGCCCAACCCGCGCCUACAUGUCCUAGUCCCAGCCUCACAGGGCUCGCGCGGAGUUUGCCGAACGCUCACUUCGGCCAUGAUCCUUGGAUACCCACCGCCGACAUUAAUCGGCUACGGGCAUGACUCUCCCGGAGCGACCGAGGCCGAGCACAUGGUGGACCGGAUCACAAGGGCGCGCAACUAUCUCCGAGACAGUAAAAUUGUGCAUGACCGCGACUUUGUGGUUAUGGUGGAUGGUGCAGAUAGCUUCUUCCAAUUGCCACCGAAGAUCCUAGUGGAGCGCUUCCAGGCUAUGAUAAGGGCGAAUAACCGAAAGCUGCGGGACAAGUUUGGGUUCGCAGAAGUGGAGGGCCAAAAGGCCGGGGCUCCGUCUGAGAAGGUACAGAAAUACACCCAGCGCGUUCUCUUCGGUGCAAGCAAGAUGUGCUUUUCCGGGUUGCGGGACGACCCCGGUUGUGUAUCUGUCCCGGAAUCAACUCUACCUCCGGAUGUAUAUGGCUGGAAAACUGAUGUCUACCCGGAUGGAUCUCUGAACCGACCCCGGUGGUUAAACCCGGGAGCGGUUAUUGGCCAGGCUGCGGAUCUGCGUCUGAUCUACGAUGAAGUUUUGCGGCUAGUUGAGUUGCGCUCGAACAAGUCUGGAGAUUACCAGGCCCUGACACAGAUGUACGGACGGCAAGAAGUGAUCAGAGAACUCGAGCGGCGACGAACAGCCAACGACCUCAAAGAGUUGCUCUACCGGAUGGUGGGUAUCUCAGAUGCAACAAACAUCACCGGAAUCACCCUCCGGCUGGAGACAGGUCACCGCUACGAGUACGGCAUUGGUGUCGACUUCGAGUCCCAACUCUUCUUCAACCAGAUCAAGUCCAGCAAGGAUGUCGAGUGGGUCAAGUUCAGCAACGUUACGAAGAUGUCCGCGUUGCAGAUGCAACACGGCGUCCCGCGCGAACACCGUCUCCUCCUCCCACAGGACAUUGCAGCACUCCCCAACCCAUUUAUUCAGUCCCGCUUCGCAAAAGAAUCAACCCAGAGACCAGUAUGGAAUGCCACAUUGGACAAACUCCCGAACCCGCGCGAGCGCACCUGGCACAACAUUUCGUUAAUGACGAAUGUCCACUCCGCCUCGGUGCCAGUAAUCGCCCAUCUCAAUGGUGACCUCAAGCUCCGUAACACCUGGUGGGAGAAUAUGUGGUUUUUCCCAUGGGGACGCGCCCUAUUGCGGAAAUAUGUCCGCGACUCGCACGGGUUCGAUGCCGCGCAGUCGUCACUGCUGGGCGGGCAGGACUGGUUGGAAGUGCGUGGAGGUCGAGGUGGGAUCUGGACCGAUGACCACAACUGGAUCACCUUCGCUGAGGUCUGCAAUGGGCAAGAAAGAGAUCUCUUUGACGAUGACCUGGGGCCAUGGGCUAAGGAAGUUGAUGAUCCAGACGAUCCGGUUUACAACCAGUAUGGAAGUCUCAUUUCUGGGAAGGAAGAGAAAGAUAAAUUUGAGAAAUUCGAGCAAUUUUUCUAA
This is a messenger RNA of Penicillium digitatum Pd1, 1809 nucleotides long. Its product is annotated as glycosyltransferase domain-containing protein. NCBI's taxonomy places the organism in Eukaryota, Fungi, Ascomycota, Eurotiomycetes, Eurotiales, Aspergillaceae. The record is from RefSeq and is a predicted model, not a curated record.